AUGAAAAACUUAAUUGUGUCUGAAAUUGGAGAGAAACGAUUCACUAUACAGGUUGACUCCACGCAAGAUGUUGGAAUUGUAGAUCAAGCAACAGUAGUUGUGAGAUUUGUGCAAGAUGAAGCCAUUAAAGAAUGCCUUGUGGUGACUCUCCCUGUUAAAGAUGCUACAGGAAAAGGCUUUCACAAACUUCUAAUGUCCUGUUUUGAUGCACAGAUUGCGAAG
Messenger RNA from Pelobates cultripes (western spadefoot toad), 222 nucleotides. NCBI's taxonomy places the organism in Eukaryota, Metazoa, Chordata, Amphibia, Anura, Pelobatidae. The record is from the annotation of a GenBank genome assembly.